Hyphopichia burtonii NRRL Y-1933 is the source of this 2253-nucleotide messenger RNA. RefSeq names its product Gyp7p (gene GYP7). Gene Ontology annotation, molecular function: GTPase activator activity. The record is from RefSeq and is a predicted model, not a curated record. The transcript has a single exon. Gene Ontology annotation, biological process: activation of GTPase activity. The coding region runs from base 1 to 2253 and encodes 750 amino acids. Lineage: Eukaryota; Fungi; Ascomycota; Pichiomycetes; Serinales; Debaryomycetaceae.
AUGCCGGCUGAUAAUACUAAGGAUAAGAGAAAGUCUAUUCCUUCGAAUCAGGUGGAAUUGUUGUUUGCGAAGUCAAAGGUAUAUCUUCAUCCAACUCCAAGAAAGGCAGAUAAUAUAUGUGGAUUCCUAUCUUUGAGCAGAGGUGAUACCAAUAAUCACACUUCUAAAGACAUUUUGUUAUCGUUUACUCCGGUGGGUCAAUUGAAACCCGAAGAUUUGAAAAUUUACGAAACUGUGGAUAUGGAUGAUAGUCUUCUAGUGGAUUCAAAAUCUUCCACUACCAAUAAGUCAAAUAAUUACCUCGUUAGCAAGCCACCAACAUCUACAUUAAGUGGAUAUAGCUUCAGUGUACCAUUGUCAUACAUCUAUUCUACUCAGGUGAGAAAACCUGUGAAUGAUUUAUGGAAUGGUUCUUUAAUAAUACAUACCAUGGAAGGUGAAAGAUUACCAAUUGUUAAUUUCCAUGAUGAAGAAAGUCCAUCGACAAAACAACGUCAAAAGUAUUUAAAUCAAAAGAUGGAGAUUUUUGACGACGAUGGAGAAAUUUAUUGGGGUGGCAAAGACUUUGUUAAGGCUCUUGGUAACUUUAUUCAUAUUGAAAAAUCUACCUUAGAACCAACCGUUUAUUUGAUUGAUCCUGAAUCUGAAGAUAUGAGAAAUUUUUCCCCUUUUCAAAAGAAACUGGAACCUCCAAAGAAUGCCAUUGAAAACUUUAAAUUGCCUGAUGUGAACAAGAUAUUUAAUGAUGCUAAAUGGAAAGUUUUAGAAACCGUUGCAACAAUAAGUGCAAAAGCGAGACACCAAGUGGCUGAUAUAAUUGAAGAAAAUGCUCCAACCCCAGUUAAGCAAUUAAUUGGAAGACCAGAAGUUAUGAAAAUCAGUAAUGAAUUUGAUAGUGCCAGAGUUUAUUUAGCCAAAUGGGCAGCACAAGUGAAGGUGGAAUCCGAGCAAGCUCAAAAAAACUUUCAAAUUGAUGAUGCUUUGUAUGAUAAGAUUAAUAAAGAAUUGGGGGUGAAUUCCAAAAAUCCCGAUAUUUUAACACCAGAAGAAGUUAACAAAUCAUCCAGAAGAAAAGCAAUCAGUUUGAUCGAAUGGCAAGGAUUCUUUGACCACUCAGGCAGGUUAUCGCUUACUGUGGACGAGGUUAAAAAUCGUAUCUUCCAUGGUGGAUUAGAGGAUGCAGUCAGACCAGAAGCUUAUUUAUUUUUAUUGGGAGUUUAUUCAUGGGAUUCUUCCAAAGAGGAGCGUGAAAUACAAAGAACAAGCUACGAAACUGCAUACGAGGAAUACAAACUCAAAUGGGUUACGGAUGAAGAUAAAAGAUCUACUGAUUUUUGGAAAGAUCAAAAGCAUAGAAUUGAAAAAGAUGUUAAUAGAACGGAUCGUCAUUUACCAAUAUUUCAAAAUCCUAAACCUGUGAUUGAAAAUCAUUCUAAUAGCGACCUGGAACCGGAAACUCCAGAUGAAGAUGAAGAUGAAGAUUUUGAUGUUGCAAAUAUUAAGAACCCUCAUUUAUUCAAAAUGAGGGAGAUUUUAUUAACUUAUAAUGAAUAUAAUGAAAACUUAGGUUACGUUCAAGGCAUGACUGAUUUAUUAUCGCCACUCUAUCUUCAGAUAAAGGAUGAGUCUCUUACCUUUUGGGCAUUUAGUAAAUUUAUGGAUCGUAUGGAACGUAAUUUUGUUAGAGAUCAACUGGGUAUGAAACAACAAAUGUUAACGUUGAAUGGGUUAGUACAGUUUAUGUUACCCGAUUUAUUCAAACAUUUGGAAAAAUGUGACUCUACUGAUUUAUUUUUCUUUUUCAGAAUGUUAUUGGUUUGGUUUAAAAGAGAAUUUGAAUGGGAGCAAGUUUUAAGAUUAUGGGAAAUCUUAUGGACUGAUUUCUAUAGUGGUCAAUUUCAUUUGUUCUUUGCAUUAUCAGUUUUGAGCGAUAAUGAGAGAAUAAUCAAACAAAACUUGGUUCGUUUUGAUGAAGUUUUAAAAUACAUGAAUGAUUUGUCAAUGAAGAUGAAUUUAGAUGACUUAUUGGUUAGAAGUGAAUUGUUAUUCUUGAGAUUCAGAAGAAUGGUAGAUAUAAUCGAUCGCGAAAAUACUGCAAGACAAUUCAAUCAAGACGUCUAUCAAUCUACAAAUGAAACCGAAGGCCAGGACCAUCAGGUAUUCAAAAUCAGCCCUGACUUGAGACAAUUAUUGAGUAAAAAACCUAUCAUUCAGAAAGAAGGACCUAGACCCGAAGGUGCUGGAGGAGGUUAA